UCCACUAAUGACGGUUGGUUGUGAUCAGCGAAGAGCGCGUGACCUCUGGCUGCAGGUCAGAGUUCACACGCAUGUCGCGUUGCCAUGGAGACCAGUGGCGGCUGCGCGACUCGCGCUAUAAUGUCAUUAAUAUCCGUGUAAUAAACGCGUGAAUUUUCAGUUAUAACAUGAAAUAAGUGUGUCGGUGUUGCUGACAUGCGACGUCACCAUCGGAGCAAUGAACAAUUACAGAGUGAUCGAGAAGAUCGGCGCGGGAACUUUCUCUGAGGUGAUGAAGGUGAAGAACAUGAAGGACGGCAAACAUUACGCCUGCAAAACCAUCAAGCAGAGCGUGGGGAGUGUGGAUCAGGCUCAUGGGCUCCAGGAGGUCCAGGCCAUGAAGCGUUUGAGUCCUCAUCCCAACAUCCUCCAGCUCCACGAGCUCAUCUACGAUGAAGACACUGGAACCCUGUCGCUGAUAUGCGAGCUCAUGGACAUGAACAUAUACGAGUUUAUCAAAGGGCGACAGCAUCCAGUGUCUGAGAGCAAAGCCAAACACUUCCUGUUCCAGCUGUGCCGAUCACUGGAUCACAUGCACAGCCGAGGGUUAUUCCACAGGGACGUGAAGCCGGAGAACAUCCUGAUCAAAAACGAGGUUCUGAAGCUGGCAGACUUCGGGUCGUGCAGGAGUAUCUCCUCCAGGCCUCCUCACACCGAGUACAUCUCGACCCGCUGGUACCGGGCGCCCGAGUGUCUGCUGACCGACGGACACUACUCUCAGAAGAUGGACGUUUGGAGUGCCGGCUGCGUGUUCUUCGAGAUCCUCAGCCUGAGCCCGUUAUUCCCUGGCCGUAACGAGCUCGACCAGGUCAACAAGAUCCACGAGGUGUUGGGCUCGCCGGACGACACACUGCUGCAGAAGUUCAAACAGUCUCGUGCGAUGCGGUUCGACUUCCCCCCUCGGAAGGGCUGUGGGAUUCAUCCGCUGGUUCCUCACUGCUCCUCUGCUGGCCUGUCUCUGCUGGAGCAGAUGCUGACCUACGACCCCGAGGAGCGCAUCAGCGCCCGCGCAGCACUGCAACACCCCUGCUUCAGAGAGCUGCGCGUGGCGGAGAGGCGGACGGGUCUGCGCAGGAGAGCUGAGGGAGAGUUCAGCAACACGCCGGCGUCUGAUCAUCUGUGGCGGCUCGCGAGACAGGGCCGGAGACAGCAGCUGAAGCUGGACCCGCUGAGCCGACGCCACUUCCCUCUGGAGCUGCCCAAGCUGAACCUCGGGAGCCCGACACACACACUCCCGCACGGGGGCCCGACACACACACUCCCGCCGCUGCCGCCGGCCCACCGCGGCUUCCUGCCCGCCAUCUCCAAGUGCCACUCGCGUCUCAAACCCAAAGACGAUCCGCAGCAUCUGAAGCGCUUCUACAUGCCUCACGCGCUGGAGCGCCACCCGCAGGACUACUGACGCCAGCAGAGCUCCGGCACAGCACGCAAUAAAGCUCUUUAUACACACUGACACGUGUUUUCAGACCAAUACUGAUGUCUGCAUCCCAGAUCACAUCAUCACGUCUCAGACGGAUGCGGCGUAAAUAUAAAGCAGUGCUUUCAUUCUUCAUUAGCCCAUCAUUUAGCCGGAUCUGUGAACGUGAGCGAUGAUCAUUCGUUACACGAGGUGCUACCGGCUCACAGCAGAUUCAGGAUUACUGUUGUGACAGCAACACAACUAGUGUUUAAUAAAGGGCUUUUACACUUCCUCAAAGUGCCAUGCAUGACAUCACAGACCAGGACUGCUUCUACAGGGCUGUGACGACUACUUGGUUUCUCAAUAUUAUUGUCAUACUUCAAGACAUAUGAUUAAAGGUUAACAAAAAAUACUAAAUUUGAUAUUAACAUUGUGUGCGUAAAUGAAUAGUCUUGGACAAUAGAGACGCCAGAAUAGCAAUAUUCAUGAUUCCGAAGCUGAAAUACAAGAUUAUUUUACAUGAAUAUGCUUGAUCUCUGUCACUGACGACAUAUGUAAAUGUAGGCCACUUUUACUUAUUAUACAUUAUAUUCAACAUUAUAUACACUGAACAAAAUUAUAAACGCAACACUUUUGUUUUUGCUCCCAUUUUUCAUGAGCAGAACUUAAAGAUGUAAGACACAAAAGGCCUAUUUCUCUCUACGGACACUAAAACUCUACUACUGUGACCCCUAUCUCUUACAGUAACAUCACUACAGUACACUGAUGCACUCUGGGAAGGGUUACAUUAAUGCAUUUGGAGCAAGCACUGUGAACAAUGAGGACAACAAUCGGCAUGAAUAAAAGUUAGCUUAAAAGUAACAAAAGCAUUGAAUAAACUGGUUGUUUCUGAAAGUUGCAGUUCAGGAACACUGCUUCACACACACACACACACACACACACUCUCGGAAACAGGGCACCGAGGUCACGGUAAGAACUAGCACACAGAACAGGACGACACACACCAGACCAAACAUCCGUGGACUUUUUUUAAUGAAGAACAAAAUGUGAAAUGCAAAAUGUUAACCACAUGAAUCAAAAAUAUGACACUUCCAUCAUCCACAUCUUUCCCGGUUAGUGUACAUCUCAUUAACAAUGACUGCUAGUCACAAAGAAGGGUAAGUCAUGACAGCGGUUUAAUAGUGUCUACUGCUCGUCCUAUAGUGGGUUUCGUAGUACAUCGAAUAACUUUGCUGUUGGUAAGCAAAAUAUGAACUCUUGAACCUCUUUCAUGAGAUUAGUUUUCUUCGUCUGCUAGACUUCCUGAGCUUAUUAGCCAGACGACACACUGUUCUGUCAAUCUAGCGUAUCCAUUACAUAAAUCUCCUAUAUUAUCAAAAUACAUUUGGGUGACUUUUGUACAAGAGAAACAGAAAAAGAAAAAAACAGAAACCUGCAUAUUUAAGAUUAUUUUUAAUAUUAUUAUGUCUAUUUUUCUGCUUUAGAAAUGUCACUAUUUCCUGUAAUGAUGACAAACUUCCACUAGAGUUACUGAUCAUUUGCUUUUGCCCCAAUAAAUCACUGAAUUACAAUAUUUUACAUAUAAUACAAAGCAGAUUUUUAUCUGAAACAAUAUUAAAAUAAAUGCUCAAUAGAUACAAAGUUUUUUAAUCAUAAUUCUCCACAUUAUACCGGUCUGUGAG
Messenger RNA from Pimephales promelas (fathead minnow), 3120 nucleotides. It is a transcript of the gene mok, whose product is annotated as MOK protein kinase. Lineage: Eukaryota; Metazoa; Chordata; Actinopteri; Cypriniformes; Leuciscidae. The record is from RefSeq and is a predicted model, not a curated record. Gene Ontology annotation, biological process: protein phosphorylation. Gene Ontology annotation, molecular function: protein kinase activity; ATP binding.